This is a messenger RNA of Limulus polyphemus (Atlantic horseshoe crab), 2119 nucleotides long. RefSeq names its product rho-related GTP-binding protein RhoE-like. The transcript is spliced from 6 exons. Gene Ontology annotation, biological process: small GTPase-mediated signal transduction. Gene Ontology annotation, molecular function: GTPase activity; GTP binding. The record is from RefSeq and is a predicted model, not a curated record. NCBI's taxonomy places the organism in Eukaryota, Metazoa, Arthropoda, Merostomata, Xiphosura, Limulidae. The coding region runs from base 278 to 943 and encodes 221 amino acids.
GUAGGUAUUUUGUGCCUUAUAAUCAUAAAAAGUACUUUAAAAAACAAAAUACGUUGUUUUCAACCACGUGUCAAUGUUAAUGUACUGUGUCGUCUGCUAAGCGUACUACAGCUAGUCAUUGUCUGAGAACUUCACAGUGCGCAGAGUUUCGCUGUCCUCCGCACGUUCGAAACAUACGUACAGGAAUCUUACACUUCCGAUAUACAGUUUGUUUUGUUGUUGGUCUGAUCCGUCCGUACACCUUACAGUUUCUGUGAUAAGCCAUUGGGAAGAAAGGAUGGAAGAGUUCAACUGUAAGGUCGUGUUAGUAGGAGACAGUCGUUGUGGGAAAACUGCUCUGAUCCAUAGGUUCACAAAUGAUAACUUUUUAGAGGUGUACACCCCGACAGGAUUUGAACGUUACACGACGAGUUACGAGGUUGGGGACUAUACAAUAAAUUUUACAGUUUGGGACACAUCAGGUGCCCACGCUUAUAAUACUGUGCGCCCUCUAGCGUAUAAAGAUUCCAACGUUUUCUUCUUGUGUUUUCUUAUUAGUGAACCUGAUUCUCUAGAAAACACUAUGUACAAAUGGUAUCCAGAGGUCAGAAACAAUUCUACCAAUGUACCGGUCAUUCUAUGCGGUUGUCAAAGUGAUCUCCGCACGGACAGCGACACCUUGACCUCCCUGGCAAAAAUUAAAAAGGCCCCAGUCAGCUCAGAACAGGCUUUAGCAGUAUCCAGGCAGAUUGGGGCUACUACGUACGUUGAGACUUCAUCAAGAUUGAGUGGACGAAGCGUCCGAGAUGCAUUCGAGGUAGCAGCACUAGCAGCUUUGGGAAAACUCAACAAAAAUCAUGUGACUGUUCCACGUCACACCACCUUAGUCAAAUCCAAAUACAAGUCAAAGAUCUACCUUAAGGAUGAUUUUCGCGAUCGAGCAAAAAACUGCAUAGUAAUGUGAAAAUGUAAUUUUGUGUAUUUGCUUAGUUUAAAACUAGUCACCUGGACUGUGGAUCUAUCGUGAUAGGGAGCCUGUCAUGUCACGUCAUUUUGAAAUCAAGUUUCUAUUGGAUGAAGGAUUACGUAGCUUGGUAAUGAGUCGUUUUAAGAGGCUCCGCUUUGACAAACGAAAACUGAACUGAGUUUCAGAAUAAGAAAUAGUGGAAACAGGUGGUAAUCUCUUUAACGUUUCAACUUGAAAUAUCGCGAGAGAAACAACUAACACAUUAUUUUUUAAAACAUUUCAAAUAGUUACGUGAACACACUAGAUUUGAAAAUAACGUUCGUAAAUGCUCGUGAAUUCUUGAGUCGUUUUUAUGGUUAGUAUGGAAGCGUUUUUAAUGGUAUCACAUAUUUCAUCCAACAUCUGUUGGGUCCCAAACGUAAUAAGUAAUUGAAAAAAACAUUUAACAAUUUGUCUAGUGCCAUGCAUGCCUACCCUAACAAACUUAGUUAUGUAUGCUAAGAUAGGUUAGAAUUGUAUUUAGAUGCUUAUCAAUAACUGAAGUCACUUAGAAGAGUUUUGAUAAACUAUUAUCUGCUCGAACAGUGUUCUAAUUCAGUAUCAUUUCUCAUUCAAUAAUAAAUUAAAAUAAUAACAGUUCAAUUUUUAAAAACGUUAAAAUAGUACAAUGAAAAUGUUAUAAAGCCACUUGAAAACCUUCAAAUAUUUGUGGUAUAAUUAAAAACAAUUAACCCAAUUUAGUAUUAGUUGUAUAUAAUAACAUUACUAAGGAAUUUCGAUAGGUGAUAAGAAUGUAAUAUCUGGAUAGAAGUAGAAUCAACUUCAAACAGUUAAUAUUUGUUUACUGGGAAACGUUUGGUAUUAAUUCAAUGUAACUUCCACGUUGAAGUUCUUAAUGGAAUACAACUUAACAUAAUGUUAAGAUCACAUCCGUGAUAAUAGACAUCCAUUGUUAUUUCAGCUGAGUGUAUAAUGUGCUUCGAGUUUGAUUGAAUAAGGGCGGCGGAAAAGAAUGAGUAUUGACAAAAAGUACAUGUUAUAAUUCGCAUUGAUAUACACAGACAAAUGAAUGAGAUGCAUUAUACUAAUAACGUACGUGUUAUAAUUCACAUUGAUAUACACAGACAAAUGAACGAGAUGCAUUAUACUAAUAACGUACAUGUUAUAAUUCGC